Molecule: messenger RNA, 4005 nt
Organism: Epinephelus lanceolatus (giant grouper)
Lineage: Eukaryota; Metazoa; Chordata; Actinopteri; Perciformes; Serranidae
Gene: snx6
Product: sorting nexin 6
Biological process (GO): retrograde transport, endosome to Golgi
Cellular component (GO): endosome
Molecular function (GO): phosphatidylinositol binding
Source: RefSeq, a predicted model, not a curated record
ACAUCAGCCUGGCCGUCGUGACGUCACGCCACUUCCUGUCUCCACCCGUUUGCAGCCAUGAUGCAGGAAGGGCUGGACGACGGACCCGACUUCCUCUCCGAGGAGGACCGGGGACCGCGGGCAGUGAACGUGGAUCUGCAGACGGACGCCACGCUGCAGGUCGACAUCUCUGACGCUCUGAGUGAGAGAGACAAGGUCAAGUUCACCGUCCACACCAAGAGCACGCUCCCUAACUUUAAGCAGAAUGAGUUCUCAGUGGUACGACAGCACGAAGAGUUCAUCUGGCUGCACGACUCGUUUGUCGAGAAUGAAGAGUAUGCAGGAUACAUCAUCCCCCCAGCCCCUCCCAGACCAGACUUUGAUGCGUCCAGAGAGAAGCUGCAGAAGCUGGGGGAGGGAGAAGGAUCCAUGACCAAGGAGGAGUUCACUAAGAUGAAGCAGGAGCUGGAAGCAGAGUACCUGGCCAUCUUUAAGAAGACCGUCGCCAUGCAUGAGGUCUUCCUGUGUCGUGUGGCGGCUCAUCCGGUCCUCAGGAAAGACCUCAACUUCCAUGUCUUCCUGGAAUACAACCAGGACCUGAGUGUGCGAGGGAAGAACAAGAAGGAGAAGCUGGAGGACUUCUUUAAGAAUGUGGUGAAGUCUGCUGACGGCGUCCUGGUGGCCGGAGUCAAGGACGUGGACGACUUCUUCGAACACGAGAAGACGUUUCUGUUAGAAUAUCACAACAGAGUGAAAGAUGCUUCGGCCAAAUCUGACAGAAUGAUCCGCUCGCACAAAAACGCUGCAGACGACAUCAACAGAAUCGCCUCGUCUCUCUACACAUUAGGAACGCAGGACUCCACAGACCUCUGCAAGUUUUUCCUGAAAGUGUCAGAGCUCUUCGAGAAAACGAGGAAAAUUGAAGCUCGAGUUGCGGCAGAUGAAGACCUGAAGCUGGCUGACCUGUUAAAAUAUUACCUGAGAGAGUCCCAGGCUGCAAAGGACUUGCUGUACCGGAGGAGCCGCGCUCUGGUCGACUACGAGAACGCCAACAAGGCUCUGGAUAAAGCUCGAGCCAAAAACAGAGACGUCCUGCAGGCUGAGACCAGCCAGCAGCUCUGCUGCCACAAGUUUGAAAAGAUCUCUGAGUCCGCCAAGCAAGAGCUCAUAGACUUCAAGACGAGACGAGUGGCAGCUUUCAGGAAGAACCUGGUGGAGCUGGCAGAGCUGGAGCUUAAACACGCCAAGGGGAACCUCCAGCUGCUGCAGAGCUGUCUGGGCGUCCUGAAAGGAAAUACUUAACUGUGCAACCCCGCCCACAUCCAACUGGACACGCCUGCUGUGGGCGGAGCCCCGAUGGACGAACGACACUGAGAACUCUGGACCAGAGAGAGAGAGAGAGAGAGUGAGAGAGAGAGAGUGACAGGAAGUCUGUCGUCUUCAUCACUAACCAGACACCGUCCUCUUCAUCUUCUUCAUCCUCCUCCUGUCCUUACCCACUCCCUCUCCCUCUCUCUCUCCAGCAGCACUUGUACUGGUUCUAACGGUUCUACUGGUCCAGUAUCAGACCUGAAGCACCUGCACUGGUUCUACUGGUCCAGCAGAACCAGUGUGGUCAGCCUCUGUCUCUCCUGAGUGACACUCGUACAAAACUUUAUUAUCACCGAACAGAGGAAAGAAAAUGUCCUGUGUUCCUUUUCCAGAUUAAACAAACGGUUUCUCUCCAACGAACACAAACAGAUAAAAAUCAAUCAAUAGAUUUACAGCUAGCCAAAAGCUAACACAUGACUCACACUGACUGUUGGUCUCAGAUGAGACCUGAACCCCUGACCCCCCUCAGUCUGAUCCACAGACCUCUGAAGCACAACAGGAACAUAUGAAGGUCACUCAGAGGAGACGGUGCUGAUCCCAGUCAGGAACUGGUUCCAGUUUGUCUCUGCUGGUCUCCACCCUGCAACAGCCUCCAUCUCACAAACUGUUUGUCUUUUGUUGAGUCACAGAAGUCUUUUUUUUUUUUCUAAAAAGAGAAGUGUGAACAUAUGGACCUGUUUCAUAUAAAUCUACAGAAACUCACUGGAUUCACUUAAGAAACAAAUCUGUGCUCUCAUCUCAUAAUUCUGACUUAAUAUCUUAUGAUUAUGAGUUAAUAUCUCAAAAUUAUGAUUUAAUGUCUCAUAAUUGUGAUUUCAUAUCUCAUAAUCAUGAGUUAAUCUCAUAGUUAUGAGUUAAUAUCUCAUGUGUUAAUAUCUCAUAACUAUGAUAGUUAAUAUCAUAGCUAUGAGUUAAUAUCUCAUAAUUGCAAGUUAAUGUCUCAUAAUUAUGAGUUAAUAUCUCAUAAUUACAAGUUAAUAUCUCAUAAUUACGAGUUAAUAUCUCAUAGUUAUGAGUUCGUCUCGUCGAGAUGACGUGUUAAUAUCUCAUAGCUAUGAGUUAAUAUCUCAUAGUCAGGAGUUAAUAUCUCAUAGCUAUGAAUUAACAUCCCAUUGUUAUGAGUUAAUAUCUCAAAAAUUAUGAGUUAAUAUCUCGGAAUUAUGAGUUAAUAUCUCAAAAAUUAUGAGUUAAUAUCUCGGAAUUAUGAGUUAAUAUCUCAGAAUUAUGAGUUAAUAUAUCAUAGUUAUGAGUUGAUAUCUCAGAAGUAUGCGUUAGUAUCUCAUAGUUAUCAGUUAAUAUCUCAAAAUCACAACGUAAUAUCUCAUAACUGAUUUAUCUAAUAGUUAAGAGCUAAUUUCUCAUAAUUAUGACUUAGUAUCUCAUAUGGGUCUCUUAUGAGUUACUAUCUCAUAAUUUCAACUCAUUUAUCCCUUAAUAUCUCAUAAUUUUGAUGAUGACUGAUUUUUUUUUCUAGUGAUUAAGAGUUUUGGCGUCUCGCCUGUUUCUUUGGUGAAUCCAGCGAUCUUCAGUAGAAGUUGAUAUUUUGUGUUGAUGUGUAGAAAAUGAGUGAAAGAUGAAGAAAAUGAUCUCGUCUUUUCCUUAAGUAGCUGUUACAUUAUUCUCACAGGAGUUAAAGAUAAACUCUGCAGGAUUUUUUCUAAAAACACUAAAUUCAUACAGCAGUAAUCCCUCUCUGUCAUCACUUAUGACCCGCCCUCAGUGUGGUGUUGUGUUUAUCUGCAGAGACUCCGCCCUCUGAACAGAGUUUAUUGUCAGGUCAGGACUUUAUAAAGAGGCGGAGACCAGAAGCACGUAUCCAGGAGGAAGCUCCAACAAUCAGACACUGUGCAGAAAAACACAUGUACAAUGUAGUGAAUGAGAGUGAAUCUGGUGUCGGCUGUCACUUCCCCUGCUGCUCCUGUCACAGGCAGUAGAGACAGUUCUGUGUAGUUUACCUUUUAAUUUGAUCAUCUUUCACUCAUUAGACGAAAAAAAGACUUUCAUGACUCAUAAAGACAAAAACAUGGAGGUGUUUCACAGUGCAGAUGGUUCAGUCUGUCUCAUCAGCGUGUCACUCUGUCUUCAUCUUCUUUUGUCGUCUUAUUUUGGCGGUGUGUGUGUGUACGUCCGGGGGUGCUUUUAAUGUGUCGGUGAACUUCCUGUGCUGCUGCUGUGUGACGGCGUUUUGAGUCCAGCUCUCGGUUCCCGUUCUUAUUAAAGUGUAAUGUCACUAAAUAAAAAAAAAGCCUUGUAUAUGUUUGUAUUAGUUAACUAAUGAACGCUAAUCAUCAUCAACAUCAUCAUCAUCAUCAUCACUAACAGUAGCUUUGUUUAUUUUUCUCUGAAUCAGCUGUUUGUUGCCGUGGAGCUUCAGUCUGUUUGCCUUAACGUCGACCAGUCGCUCCGUUUGAUUUGUUGUUUCUUUUUUAAAGUGCACUGUAUACGAAUGUUUUUUCACUCUUAUGUGACCAAAGCUUCCAUUUCUGAUUCAAGACGAAGACGUGAUGAAAAAAAAGAGAAAUAAAAAGAAGAGAAGAAUAAAAACAGAUGAUUUAUGAAACUCACAACAUUUUAGUUGUUUCAAGUUCAGCAGGUCUGUAAUCCACCCUGGUCAUACUGAGACUGAAUAAAACUUUACGGACACUUUUCUUACAA